AUGAACGCAUAUUCAACGUCAGUCACCAGUGAUAACAUAAGUCGACACGACAUGCUGGCAUGGAUCCAUGGGUCCCUGCAGUUGAACCUGACAAAGAUGGAACCAUCGUGCUCAGGGGCUGCCUAUGGUCAGUUUAUGGGCAUGCUGUUCCCUGGCUCCACUGCCUUGAAGAAAGUGACAUUUCAAGCUAAGCUAGAACAUGAAUACAUCCAGAACUUCAAAAUACUACAAGCAGGUUUGAAGAGGAUGGGUGUUGACAAAAUAAUUCCUGUGGACAGAUUAGUAAAAGGAAAGUUUCAGGACAAUUUUGAAUUUGUUCAGUGGUUCAAGAAGUUUUGUGAUGCAAACUAUGAUGGAAAAGAGUACGACCCUGUAGCUGCCAGACAAGGUCAAGAAUCUGCAGUGGCUCCCUCCCUCGUUGCUCCAGCUCUGAACAAACCGAAGAAACCUCUCAGCUCCAGCAGUGCAGCUCCACAGAGACCCACUGCGACCAGAACUCCUGCAGCCCCUGAGGCUGGCCCAGGUGUGGCGCGAAAGGAUCGUGGUGUGGGCGAUGGGGAUGACGAAGUAGCCGAACUGAUGCAGCAGCUCGAGGUAUUGAAACUUACAGUUGAAGACUUUGAGAAAGAAAGAGAUUUCUACUUUGGAAAGCUAAGGAACGUUGAAUUGAUUUGCCAGGAGAAUGAGGGGGAAAACAACCCUGUGUUGCAGAGGACUGUGGACAUUCUCUGUGCCACAGAUGAAGGCUUUGUGAUACCUGAUGAAGAAGGCCCACCGGAGGAACGAGAAGAGUAUUAA
Molecule: messenger RNA, 798 nt
Organism: Molossus molossus (Pallas's mastiff bat)
Lineage: Eukaryota; Metazoa; Chordata; Mammalia; Chiroptera; Molossidae
Product: microtubule-associated protein RP/EB family member 1-like
Biological process (GO): regulation of microtubule polymerization or depolymerization; spindle assembly; protein localization to microtubule plus-end
Cellular component (GO): microtubule organizing center; microtubule plus-end; cytoplasmic microtubule
Molecular function (GO): microtubule plus-end binding
Source: RefSeq, a predicted model, not a curated record